This is a messenger RNA of Sabethes cyaneus, 1014 nucleotides long. RefSeq lists its product as uncharacterized. Bases 1 to 1014 code for a protein of 337 amino acids. The transcript has 3 exons. The record is from RefSeq and is a predicted model, not a curated record. NCBI's taxonomy places the organism in Eukaryota, Metazoa, Arthropoda, Insecta, Diptera, Culicidae.
AUGCCAAUCGUAUUGGAAACAUCCGAAGCAAAAAGCUGCGCCUCGUUUAACAUUCUGGAAGCACUGUUCGGUGCAGAGAAACAUGCUGAUGCAGAAGAAUCAGAAUCUAAAAUCACCACGUCAAAAGUAAGUCAAGGUCAGGAUACGAUCGACCAGUCACUUUCGAAGCAGGAAGCAUCCAGCUUAUGGUCAACCGAAAGGAGUAGUUCCAUUCGGUCAAAAGUUCGGCGUGUUUCCAGUUUGCAACGUGAUUCUCUUAUGAUCCAAAAUCUUCGGAAGAUUAGCGCAAAACCGUUUGAUUCUCCAAGUAUUAUAACCCUAUCUCUGAAGUCUAGUUUCCCGGAUCCGAAAGUUCUUGAACAACUGCAAAGUAAACAUCAGAAAAUGUUGGAGGACUUUAAUACUCACAUGGAAAACGUUUUCUCCAAACUGUUGAAAUUUGGAUCGAUGACAGUUGAUAAAACUAGAAAACCAAUAACUCAAGAAUCCGUUGAACUUCUUCUCAAUCAGAUAAGCGGUGUAAGAGUUGCCCUGUCGAGGCAGCGUCAAAAGCUAAUCGGAACAUUUCGACAGCUGGAGAUUUUGAAUCGAUUGGACUCGGAGCUGGAUCUGCAGAUUCAAAACAUUCGUCUCGAGGAGUUGCACGAUCUACAGGUCGAGGUAGCUCGCACCGGCGAGAAGAUUGACGAAACCAACAAGCAAAUGGCCAAAGCUCGGACGCAGUACGAAAGUGACAUUUCGAAAGCGGCUCACGUGCGGGAGAAAUGGUUUGCGUUUCAAAACAAAAUUCUUAGCAAGUUGGAUGAUUUGUCUGAGAUGGAACGUCGAAUGCGGGAAAAUCGUGCAAUGUUGUGUGAAUUGCUGCAUCGGAAGCAAGCGUUACGCGAGGAACGUUUGCAGUUGAAGAGACGCUGCAGGAUUAUCGAUAAUAAACCCUUGCUGAGGAAGUAUGAUCAAGUAGUUGACACGAUUCAAGUUAUCGAGCAGUACAAAAAGAAAUUCAAUAGUCUUUAG